CUAAUUAGCCAGUCUCCUCUUGCUCGCCUCACUUGUCCACCGUGCAGAUCCAGGGACCAGGGACCUCGCCAGGGGCCCCGCACUCCCACCAGCUCCAGCUCCCAUCGAACCACAUCAGACGGCAGAACUGUGGGGUUUUUUGGAACUGCUGCUGCUUCUUUUUUUGGUUCACCUUGACACCUGACGACGCACGGCAAUUUUUACGCACAAACUGGUUUGCAGCAAACUUGUAUCCAUAUAGCGCCAGUCUUGUCUCUUUGACCUUCAUCAUUUCAUUAUAGUCUUGGGGUGAUUUCGAGUUGUUGUUGUUGUUGAGGAAACUUUAGAGAACAUUUACACCGAGUUCCGAAAUCUGUUGUGCCGUUUUUUACGCAUCAGGUUUGAGGCAGGUGCUUUUUUUCUACGCAAGUCUCAACCACAAGGUGUCUGUCUCGACGGCACUAAGUCAGAGAGGAACGGAGAAAGAAAAAAGGCCAGCGAGGAAAAUCAAAAAACAACAACUAAAGAAACAAACAAGCCUGCAUCAGUAAAAGAUUAACAGGGAGGGAGAGACAGAGAGAGGGAGAGAGAGAGAGAGAGAGAGAGAGAGAGAGAGAGAGAGAGAGAGAGAAGAGAGAGAGAGAGACUCCCCCCUGGAGACCAACUAGGAGACCCGGCCCCCGGCCAGAGAGAAGGAGAGAGAGAGCGAGGGAGUGAGGGAGUGUUUUAAAGCCGGCAGGAGGCAUGAUGUCCUACAUUAAGCAACCCCAUUACGCCGUGAACGGGUUAACGCUGUCCGGCCCGGGCAUGGAUCUGCUCCACUCCGCCGUGGGAUAUCCCAAUACCCCGCGUAAACAGCGUCGGGAGCGCACCACCUUCACGCGCGCUCAGCUGGACAUCUUGGAGGCCCUGUUUGCCAAAACGCGCUACCCGGACAUCUUCAUGAGGGAGGAGGUGGCGCUCAAGAUCAACCUGCCCGAGUCCAGAGUCCAGGUCUGGUUCAAGAACCGCCGAGCCAAGUGCCGCCAGCAGCAGCAGCAGAGCACGGGCCAGUCCAAACCGCGGCCCCCCAAGAAGAAGGCGUCCCCUGCUCGCGAUGCCAACAGUGAGGCGAGUGCCAACCAAGCCAACGGACCCUACAGCCCCCAGCCCCCUCCUCCGGGCACCUCCAUCACCCCCAGCUCAUCAGCCAGCGCCACGGUGUCCAUCUGGAGCCCGGCCUCCAUCUCUCCGCUGCCGGACCCCCUGUCCAACUCCAGCGCCCCCUGCAUGCAGCGCACCACCGCCUACCCCAUGACCUACACCCAGGCCCCCGCCUACAGCCAGAGCUACGCGGGGACCUCCUCCUACUUCACUGGCCUGGACUGUAGCUCCUACCUGUCACCCAUGCACCCGCAGCUGUCGGGCACCGGAGGAGCCCUGAGCCCCAUCACAGCCUCCUCGAUGGGCGGGCCCCUCAGCCAGUCCCCCGCCUCGCUCUCCUCGCAGGGCUACACCGCGGCCUCGCUGGGGUUCGGAGCUGUCGACUGUCUAGACUACAAGGACCAAGCUGCCUGGAAGCUCAAUUUCAACGCCACUGACUGUCUAGACUACAAAGACCAGAACUCCUGGAAGUUCCAGGUCUUGUAAAAUAACAGGAAGUGGGAGGUGGGUAUAGGGGUAAGGGGGGUGGAUUUAAAAAAAUGAAGAAAAAAAGAAAAAGGCGAGCAAUCAAACAAAAUCGAAGUGGAGUGAAUAACCCAAGAUUACUUUUUGUGUUGUAGAAGAAAGAGGAGAACUUGGGGACACAUGAAAAAUCAGUUAUUGAUCGUGUCAGUUGAAGAACCAAUCAGCUGAAAUAAUCUCUUUUUUUUUUUUUUUGCUGUUUCAGAAAAAAAUAUAUGUGUGGAAGUAAACUAAUCUGUCGAUGUAGAGUUUUUAAAAGUUUCAACAUUGUAUAGCGGUCUGACUUGAAAUCAAAGAAAAACUAAAUCUUUACAAUGGAAUCAGAGAACAGCUGUUAAGGCUCCAGAAGAAGGUUCAAAUCACUGCAACCCAUAGAAACAACAACAACCAAUGACGAGACAAUUCAAAGUGAACACGUCACAUGCAUCAUUCUGAUCAAAAAUAUGUUCUUGUAUUUGGUUUGAUUGAUAAAUACGAAUCCAGAAACUGGACUUGGACUUCGACCAAAUCUGAAGCCGAGCUUAAUUUUUACUGUCACAGCACAACAAUAAACGAAAAGUUCAACUCAAAGCCUUGAAAUCGACACGUUCGACCGACGACAUCCCGAAGCUUGUGUCUGUUUCUUCCUCCUAUAGACUUUUUGUCUGUGAUGUAUUUCUGCUUCUCCUCAUCGAGCGGACUGGAAAGUAACCCAAGAACUAACUAACUAACUAACUAACUAACUAACUAACUAACCAACCAACCAACUGACUAACUAACUCACGACGCAGGCAGACUCGAAGGAGGCCACUAAAAUGAGCAGACAGACGCCGAUGAUUCCCAGUAGCCUUGUGUGAUACUGACCCGCUGCAGCCUGGGCGAUGGGAGCAGACGGGUGGGGGGUGGGGGGGGGGGGAUUGGUCACCGCGGACGGUGUCUGCAGUACAAACCUGUUGCCUUUGAGCAUGGUCGUAAUCAUUAGCCAGAAUGGCUCGUACACUGUCGGUUUAAUAGGAUCACUCGCCGGACAAUUUGGGCAACAAUGGUCAUAUUGUGGUGACCCCCCCUCCCUCCUCCCUCCUCCAUCCUCAUCCUCCUCCUCCUCCUCCAUCCUCCUCCUCCUCCUCACAGGAUUCGCAUGAGGAUUGUCGAAAGCAGUUCUGAAAAAUCUACAGAGGACUUCAUCGAUGUUGUUAUUUUUAGUGUUAAUAUUAUUAUUAUUUUGGCUUUAGCGAGGUGUCUGAUGGGAGAGAAGGCUGCACCAGAGAAAGGGAAGGGGACUGGGCCGCCAGGCUGCAGCCCCCCGCCCUCCCCCCCGCCCCCUUUGCACAGAGAGUAUGGUGCCUCUCUCAAUUCCAACCUGUAAAGAUGUGAUGGGUACCACUUUAUGUGUUUGAUGUAUUGUCUGGUUCUUUUUUGUAUUAGACUUAAACAAUAUUAUGUUUCUUUAAAAAAAAAAAAAUUGUGAAUUCGUCGAAGUAAAAAAAUUGUGGUAAUUUGUUUUAAACUUGACAUUAUUAUCAGUAUUCUUAGUAUCAUCAUUAAUAUUAUGUCUUCAGCUGACAUGGGCAUUUGCUAAUAUUCUUUUUUGUUUGUUUGUUGUCAUUUUGUAAAUAUCAAAACUUGAAAAUGCAAUCAUGUGUUGUCACAAAGGCGCUCCACCCAACACAAUCUCUCUUUCUUACUUUCUAGAAAACUGCCAACUUUUUAUUUUUUCUGUUUAUAUUUCUCUUGUUUCUGCUUCUUCUUUUUUUUUCUUCUUUUUUUUCAAACUCAGGGGUUUGUCCAAUAAAAGUAGCAGUGAUAGAAUACAAUGCUCAUCAUGCUUCUUAAUCAUUUACUGUACUUUUAUCUUUUGCAUUGCUGUAAUCUUUCUCUGCUUAUUUUUCUGACAUGAAUUAUUUUGUAUAUUUCAUUUGUCUCCCGUGUUUGGCCAGUCUCACCACUACCAUGCUAGAUAGCUAUGAUGUUUCUGAGACAUUAAAACGACUUCAUUAAAA
Messenger RNA from Scophthalmus maximus (turbot), 3623 nucleotides. Its product is annotated as homeobox protein otx5-like. Gene Ontology annotation, biological process: regulation of transcription by RNA polymerase II; multicellular organism development. The record is from RefSeq and is a predicted model, not a curated record. Gene Ontology annotation, molecular function: DNA-binding transcription factor activity, RNA polymerase II-specific; RNA polymerase II cis-regulatory region sequence-specific DNA binding. Bases 724 to 1608 code for a protein of 294 amino acids. NCBI's taxonomy places the organism in Eukaryota, Metazoa, Chordata, Actinopteri, Pleuronectiformes, Scophthalmidae. Gene Ontology annotation, cellular component: nucleus. The transcript has 3 exons.